UUGGUUUGACCGUCGACGUGCAGAAGAAACUGGGCGAUGGGAUUAAUAAUUAACAUCCUAAGCCGAAAAGACUUAAUGGGCUCAUUAUUACUGGGCUUUAAAUACACAAUGGGCCUUUAAUAAGUGUGACAAUCCUCCGGCCCAUAUGAUUUAUUCCCCUUUCGCUGAUUCUAGUCUCGAAAAUUCAAAUUCUCUUUUCUCCCCCUCCUCUCCUCUCUCUCUCUAGCAAUGGCGCUUUCUGCAGCUUUCAAGGGGAGACUGGAUCAAAUGGAGUUUACGAGAAACCAACGACUCCAUCUUCUCCAGGCGGAGAAAGAGUUACAAAUGGAGAAAUCGCAGAUUCUAGCAUCGAAGCACGCAAGUAUUCAAUUCAUAGAGCGAAGAUGUUUGAUGCUCGAACAAAAGAUCGCUGCACAAAACCUCAAGAUCACGCUUCUCAGAUCUACCAUCCAAGAUCUCGAUUCCAAACACCACCGCUCUAUUCAGAAACUGAGGAGUUAGAUGAAGAGAGGGACAAGUAUUACAAACUAAAACGCUCUGAGAUGAAUGAGUUCGUGCAAAAUGUUGAGCGGUUUAGAUCGGAGAACCGGGUACAAGUCGAGAGCCUGAGACGCCGUGUCAAGGAGCUUAGCUCAACGUUCGAUCAAAUUCAUGAGAAGAAUAAUUAUCUGAGGAACACGAGUUAAAGGUGCACAAGCAGAUCAUGAACAAGUUUGAGGUAACCAUGUGGAUUAUAUGUUAUGAUGAUCCCACCUUACAUUUGACUUGUUAUAUUUUCUGGCUUUGUAUUUUCGUUAAGUAAUGAUGAGGUCUGUAAUUUGAUAUAUACAAAAAGGAGAGUCACUAAAACCUUUGCCAAGAAUCAAACAAUAACAUCUAGACAUUUCUU
Messenger RNA from Brassica napus (rape), 889 nucleotides. RefSeq lists its product as uncharacterized. The record is from RefSeq and is a predicted model, not a curated record. The transcript is spliced from 4 exons. NCBI's taxonomy places the organism in Eukaryota, Viridiplantae, Streptophyta, Magnoliopsida, Brassicales, Brassicaceae. Bases 384 to 686 code for a protein of 100 amino acids.